CAUGUGAAAGCUAUCGCUAUCGAUAUCGAUAGUACUUCGAGUGCUUCCGAAAAUAAAAAUUGAUUUGCAUUUGUUCUCGGCUUAACAUGAAUUAAAUGUUAUUGUUUUCGAUCCGUUAAGAACUAAUGAAUCGCCAAAUCACGAAAACUCACUUCGUAAACGGAGUAUAUUUAAACAAUUGAACAACUGCCAAAAAGUGGAGCGUAUGUGAAGUAAAAGGCGUGUGUACCAAGCGAUAAGCGAUUAAAAAACGGUAAAAAGGAAGCUUUGAAAGAAAAGAAAGAAAGAAAGAUACAUUUCGCAAAAGAAAGAAAAAACAACGAAACGCGUGUGUCGCAUAAAACUGGUGAAAAUCGCAACAAAAAAGUGUAUGUCUAAUAGGAAAAUGUGGCUCCGCCAGCGAUAACGGUACUCCAAAGCGCUCUCUCGCACGUACACAGGCAUACACCGCACACGCACACCACUACCACUGCCAAAUAGCGAAUCCUGACCAACAGCCGCACCUAUAAAAGUGGGCGUAGGUAGAGACAAAUUACUGUUAUAAAUUGCCAAAUAGUGAUGUAUGCUAAUUGUUUAAACAAAUCCAUGGUGGCUUAAACUAAUACCUUCGUAAAUUCCAAUACACACCUAUACAUACGUACCCACACAUACCUACGCAGGGAGAGGGAGUCGGAAAGGAAACGAAAGUACAGGAUAGAAAGCAAGAAGAAGAAGCAGAACGAAGCAGCAUCGGCGCGUUGGAGAAAUGUGCGGGAAGAGAAGAUUGAAAAUAAACGUGUAGUAGAGAAUUUUUGAAGCACUCACACACCCACAACUCCCACACUCUUUCUCUCUGUCUCUCUGCUUAUCCCGUUUGCCGCCUACACACACACACGUACGCAUAUACAUACGAACGUACGCUCUCAAAUCGCGAAUAGCGUGAGCUUUUGUUGUUGCUGCUUCUCCCACUCCCUCUCUCAUUCUGAGGCGCUUCUAUUAUUUUUGUUGUUGUUGCCGCUGAGCAAAUGGCAGACCCUCUAAGCGGGCGCCGCUGGUGAUAACAUGUCGUAAUGGCCAGAGAGGAGUCUCGCGGCAAGAGACCACUGAAAAUCUGGGACAGCUGGCGGAAUGUGCGCAAGGGCGUCGUAGUUGGGACCUUCGAGGAGCUCUUGGUCCGCGGCAAGGAUAAGCUGGGGGUUCCUGCUUCAGAACCGGUGCGUGUUGUUCUGGAGUGUGAUGGAACCCAAAUCGAGGAUGGCGAAUACUUUCGCACCCUGGCCAACAAUACGGUGCUGUUGCUGUUGAGGCAGGGUGAGCGCUGGUAUCCAACUGGCGUCGAUGUCAUAAAGGCUGCCAUAUCAGCUAUACCGAAAAUCGUCUGUGAGACGAUUCAUGCGUUGGAGUUGCACGAUGAGACACCGUCGUGGAAGAUCAUGGAUAACAAAGGGCGUGUUACGGUCGUUCUGCACUGGGAUCAGCGGCAGGGUGGAGGAAGCGGCGGCGGAGGAGGCGGUGGCGCCGGUGGCGGAGUGGGGAGCAUGUGCUCCGGCCUGGGCAGUAGCAAUGGCUUGCUGUCGUCUGACAAGUAUUCACCCUCAAAAAAGGGUCUCUCCGCGCAGAGUUCGUUGGAUAACAAGUCGGUGUCGUCGCAAUCCUCCCAGCCGCGUUAUGCCAGCCCUCAAAUAACGGUGAUCAGUGACGACGGACCGGCGAGCAUAUAUCAUCCCGGUGGCGUUGUCCUGCCGCCAGGAGUUGUGAUACCCGGCGGCAGUAGGCGGCUCUCUAAGCAGGGUAGCUCUUUCGACAGCACCGUGGGCGUGGGCGUUGGAGCUGUCCACGUGCAUACGCCGGAAUGCGCCCACCACGCCCACACGCCCAGUCGGGCGGGCAGUCCCAGCACCACGGAGUGCGACUUCCACUGCUGUGCGCUGCACGAGGAGGGACGCAAGAUCGCCGUACACAAGAGCGUGGCCACGUCGCCCAUCCAGGACGGGAGCAGCAGUCCCCAGCCGCAGUCGGCACCAUCGGUUAUGGAUCCUAUGCUGGGCGGCAGUGGCAGCGGCGGAGGCGGCAGCAUGCAGCGCCGCUCGUCAGGCGCCAAGGGCCAUGUCCGAUUCCUGGACAUCGCCCCCGAGCGGGAUAGCUCCGAAAGUGAAACGGAGAACACGGUGAUGGAGGACGACAAGACGACGACGGAGAAGUUUCUGCUGCUGAUUGAUCAGCUUUCGGUGGACCAGAAGCGCCACCUAAGCAUCAAGGACAUCGGUAUCAUACUGGAACGCCUCAACUCCAAGAUCCUCGACGUGGAGCGAUUGGAUCGCGAGUCCGAGUCGGACGAUUGCUACAACUGGACGAUAAAGGCGACAAUACGCGGCGAUGCGCUGCGCGAACUGGGCGUCAUUUACAAUGGCAACUACUAUGCCAUCUCCGAGCAUCCUGGCUACAAGGAGGAGCUGGAGGAGAACGGCGAGGAGGUCGAGGAGGAGGAAGAAGAGGAUGAGGAGGACAGAAUUUAGAAUGCAGACGGGAAAACCCACAGGUUCACGAAUGUCCCACGAUGGGCGCCAAAGAAGGUAUCAAUAAACUAGCGCAUUUUACAGAAACAAAAAACGAAAAAAAUGGAAAAACCAAAAAUAGGAGUAGCCCAGCAGCUCAACACUCGAAAACACUCACACACACACAUACACACACACCAACAUGCAUACAUAUAUACAUAUAUACUUAUAUAAAAUAAUUACGAGAAUAUAAUAAUGCAAGUCGCACAUUGUACAAUAGUGAAGUAAGCAUAAACGUGAAUAUUAUAAAAAAAGGGCAAAAGCAAA
Molecule: messenger RNA, 2801 nt
Organism: Drosophila eugracilis
Lineage: Eukaryota; Metazoa; Arthropoda; Insecta; Diptera; Drosophilidae
Gene: Drep2
Exons: 3
Coding region: 1050-2495 (481 amino acids)
Biological process (GO): regulation of apoptotic process; apoptotic process
Source: RefSeq, a predicted model, not a curated record